This is a messenger RNA of Polyodon spathula (Mississippi paddlefish), 2086 nucleotides long. Its product is annotated as beta-1,3-glucosyltransferase-like. Lineage: Eukaryota; Metazoa; Chordata; Actinopteri; Acipenseriformes; Polyodontidae. The record is from RefSeq and is a predicted model, not a curated record. The annotation marks the transcript as partial. The transcript is spliced from 5 exons. Gene Ontology annotation, molecular function: acetylglucosaminyltransferase activity. Gene Ontology annotation, cellular component: membrane.
GUUGCAGUUCCAGUUGUAAAGAAGACUUGGCAGAAGCAUGCUGCACUGAUUGAAUACUACAGCGAUCAUGCAGAUGCCGCUAUACCAACAAUCAACUUAGGAGUGCCUAAUACAGAGAGGGGUCACUGUGGGAAGACAUUUGCCAUACUGGAGAGAUUUCUGAGUGAAGCUAUUCCAAAAACGAACUGGCUGGUGAUUGUAGAUGAUGACACGUUGAUCAGUGUUCCAAGAUUGCAGAAGUUGUUGAGCUGUUACGAUGCAAAUGAGCCAGUAUUUCUAGGAGAGCGCUAUGGGUAUGGACUUGGGAUCGGGGGGUACAGUUACGUCACAGGAGGAGGUGGAAUGGUCUUCAGUAGAGAGGCUGUUGUGAGACUUCUUGAGAGCAAUUGCCGGUGUUACAGCAAUGAUGCCCCUGAUGAUAUGGUUCUGGGGAUGUGCUUCAAUGGUCUGGGAAUUCCAGUAACGCACAGUCCACUGUUUCACCAGGCAAGACCAGAUGAUUAUUCGAGGGACUAUCUUGCUCACCAGAUUCCGGUUUCUUUUCACAAGCAUUGGAAUAUUGAUCCAGUGACAGUCUUUAAUACUUGGCUGGCAGAAGAAAAAGACUCAGGAUCCGAACAGCCACACACAAUGAUUAGAGAGGAGUUAUAAUAUUUAGAAUACCACCAAAUCUACAAUAUCGUGAUACUUCAAACCUGAGAGAUGAAUGGUUAAACAGAAUAGAUCAUUGAUUUAAUGUCAGCUGCAGCCAGUUCACAAUACAUGUUCUUAAUUAAGCAAUGUUUUUUGUACAUUUGACAUUUCUUCAAUACCUCGUAAACCAUUUGAGAUACAGACUUCAAAUUGUGUGUUAUAGAAGCUCAUUGGAAAAUAUAACAACUAUGAGUAUUGUCCAAAAAAAAAUGAACCCAUUUGUGAUGAUCAUUUUAUAAAGCUGCUGAACUGUUUACUGUAGGUCCCAUAUGUCAGAGACCACUUGAGGUACUGACUUUAUACAUGCAGGGUUAUAAACCACCACAGGCUAAACGUGCCAAUGGUCUUGACAUUGGACUCUGAACCAAUAUGCUUGUUAUGUUUAGGGCAUACAAAUUUUUUUAGGUUUCUAGUGUCAUUCAGUUUCACUGCCACAUUGUUUUAACUGCUGACUAUGACAGUGAUGGAAAACACUCUCUUUCAAAUAGUGUCUUCACAUUUUGCACAUGCAGUAGCUGUUUUGAUUAUUCUCUUUUUAUAAAUGUCACAGUCCAACAAAAAAAAGAGCCACUUUCUUGUCACAUUUGUUGUAAGGCCAUAUCAAACCAUUUGAGAUUUAGACUUCAUAUAUGUUGCAUUAAAUAAAUACCUCCGGCAAAUGUGGCAGUGAGCCUUCUUGACAUCUGUUCUAAUAGGACUUCCCUAUCAGCUGUUAUGUAACAUUUCUAUUUCCUAUAACUUACUUUGAAAUAUUAUCAAAACCUCUUCACAGCUGUGUCCCGAUUCUCUUGUUCAGGUUGUAUUAUGGAGGCUACUGGCAAUGAGAUCUUGUCUUCAAACGUGGUACACAGCAGUGUCCUGUGAUUCUUGGUCACCUUGGUCAUUGAUAUCAACCAAUAAAUAUUAAGCAUUUUGUGGCCGAAUUAGUUUUAAAGGAGUGCAUACAAAGGUUUUUGUUUGUUUGUUUUAACCUGUUGUCAGCAUUUGCAGCAUUGUCACAGUCUUUUUAUACUUUAAUUCAGUUUGUAGGGUUUUUAUUUUUAAGUCUGUCACAUCACUGCUACUUCCUGGUAUCUAAUUUGAUUUAUUUAAAUCUUGUGCAUACGGUCAUAUGGCCCGGUUUUACUUAUGUAGCAGUAUCUUUUAAAUACCUGCAUGUUACAAACAUUCCAUUGAAAAAAAGAGCAAACAAAUCUUCCACUGAAGAAACGGUGCAAAGGAUAAUAUUGCUAAUUGGGUUUUAAAACCUUGCUUAGCACUCAAUUAACCUUCCACUUUCCAACCACUAAUAUACCAUGUAUUUGUUGUGUUAACAUUUGUGUUUAGUUCAACGUGUAAUAAUUAUUUUUUUAUAUAUAUUUAUACAAUACUUUGAAAGUUACUGGUGUAGAAU